ACUGAAUCAGUCUAAUUUAAUUUUCAAGGUUCAUCACUAUAAAUAAAUGCUCUUGCUAAUGCCAAAGCAAAAACCUCUUGUUGAGAGUUGAAACACACCUACUACAAUUGCUAAAGUCCUUUCUUGUCAUAGCAAAAAUGAAGCUUGUCUUUGCCACCCUACUGUUAUGUUCUCUUCUUCUAAGCUCCUCUUUCUUGGAGCCAGUCAUCGCCUAUGAAGACUCGUCUUAUUGCAGCAACAAGUGUUCGGACAGAUGCUCAUCGGCAGGGGUUAAGGAUAGGUGUCUGAGGUACUGUGGAAUAUGCUGUGCUGAGUGCAAAUGUGUUCCUUCUGGGACCUAUGGGAACAAGCACCAGUGUCCUUGCUACAGGGACAAGCUCAACAAGAAGGGCAAGCCCAAAUGCCCAUGAAGUCUUGAACUCAAAGACCAAGUCACAUAGAGACUUAAGAGAAUAAGACUAGUGUUUGUGUUUACAAUUACAUCGUGAAUUCCCAAGCAUAAUGUCUGUUGGAUAUAUGUUAGAUCUGAACGGGAAUAAAUUACAUAUCUUGGAUAAUAUGACCAUCUCUUCGUCUCA
Messenger RNA from Glycine soja, 578 nucleotides. RefSeq names its product peamaclein-like. NCBI's taxonomy places the organism in Eukaryota, Viridiplantae, Streptophyta, Magnoliopsida, Fabales, Fabaceae. The coding region runs from base 138 to 410 and encodes 90 amino acids. The transcript is spliced from 2 exons. The record is from RefSeq and is a predicted model, not a curated record.